UACCGGUGCCAACAGUGCCAUGGCUACCAGCUCUGUCAGAGCUGCUUCUGGCGCGGCCACGCCAACGGCCCCCAUAGUAACCAACACCAAAUGAAGGAGCACUCGUCCUGGAAGUCUCCGGCCAAAAAGCUGAGCCACGCAAUCAGUAAAUCUCUGGGCUGCGUCCCCAUCGGAGAGCCGCCGCACCCCGUGUUCCCCGAGCAGGCCGAGAGACCUCAGGAGCUCCCCCACACCGUUCAGCCGAAAGCGGCGACCGUCAACAUGAACGACACAUUGCUCAUGACCUCUGGGGCACCCACUCCUACCAAAAGCGUCUUGGAGAGUCCCAGCCGGUUGGAUGAAGAGCACCGGCUCAUCGCGCGAUACGCCGCGCGCCUGGCAGCUGAGGCCGGCAAUUCAGCACAACAGUGUCCUCCAACAGAUCUGAGUUUCAACUUUGACGCCAACAAGCAACAGAGACAGCUGAUUGCAGAGCUGGAGAACAAAAACAGGGAGAUCCUGCAGGAGAUCCAGCGGCUCCGUUUGGAGCAUGAACAGGCCUCCCAGCCCACUCCGGAAAAGGCCCAGCAGAACCCCACGCUGCUGACUGAGCUGCGACUCCUCAGACACAGGAAGGACGAGCUGGAGAGACGCAUGUCGGCCUUGCAGGAGAGCAGGCGGGAGCUGAUGGUCCAACUGGAGGGUCUGAUGAGGCUGCUGAAGGAUGAGGAGCAGAAGCAGGCUUCCCAGUCUGGAGGCUCUCCUCAUUCUUCUCCCAGCCACGGUGCCGGCUGCUCCAUGCCGAUGCCCAUUCGCUCCACCUCGGCCGGGUCCACCCCGACUCACACGCCGCAGGACUGCCUGGCAGGCGUGGGAGGAGACGUGCUGGAGGCCUUCGCUCAGGGUGUACCGAGAAACCUUCGGAACGAUCUUUUAGUUGCUGCUGACUCAAUCACAAACACCAUGUCGUCGCUGGUGAAAGAGCUCCACUCAGUGGAUGACGUGGGAGAGGACGAUGAGACCCACAUGAGGAACGGGGGAGACAGAGGCACAGUGAGACUACAAAAGCACUGAGGGGAAGAGAUCCCUAUCCCCGCCUGCAAGGACAUCCCGUCAUCAGCUGGGAAGACUCGGCGUCAGCAGGAGGCCCCUGGCAUUAGCACGUAGAGUAAUGCAUGCGUCUAACCCUGAAAAAGGAUUUCACUAUGUGAAGUUACAAAAAAGAGAAAAAUCUUCGCACCUUUUGCGCCUCGCAAGAUGUGUCUAAUUAGCAAGUGUGUCUGUUGUCCUGUAAAAAAAAAAAAAAAAAAUUGUAAAAUUACUCGAACAGUUUCCCUCCUGACUGCAAGGGAAUGUCUUGCUGUGCUUUUUUUUCUCCCCCUUCCCAUUCCAGCAGAUCGUCCUGUACAUAAGCUGCUGUGAGCACACUCACCAAGGAGACGUCCCGACGCCACCUGUUCUUGGUCACGCCAUUUUUUGUUUUUUGUUUGGAGUGGUUUACGUUUAUCUCCGACGUUUCCUUUCCUUUUCGGGUUUCGCACGAAGUUGCACUCGUGUCUGGAUUUAGGUGCUGUAACUGUGCCGCACAAUGCUACGCCAGGCCUCUGUUAGUCUGUGAAGACAUGCUACGGUGUCGGAAGUGUCCUCCAAAUCCACGCCGGUUGUGUUGACGUGCACGGCAAAAUUCUGUGAGAAGAAGCUCGAGGAGACUCAAACUCAUUUUGGUGCAUUUAUUAUUUAGUUUUUUUUUUUACAUACUUUUGGAAUUUGCUUUACUGUCAUGAGUUAUGUGAUGGAAAGAGCCAGCCGGAGGAGUACUCAAACUCCCUGCUCACGGUUCCCACACCAGCAGAAUGUGCCCAGGAGCUCCUUGAAUUCCCCUCACAGCAGAUAUCUUAAGGCACGCUUUGACAAUGAAAGCAGGAACCUUUUUUUUUUUUUUUUCCCCUCUGAAGGUUAAUUUGUGGAGCGGGCGACAGCAGAGUCCACCGAGAUUUACCUCAGCAGCUGAGCGAGGGGG
Fundulus heteroclitus (mummichog) is the source of this 1999-nucleotide messenger RNA. Its product is annotated as dystrobrevin beta. Gene Ontology annotation, biological process: synaptic signaling. The record is from RefSeq and is a predicted model, not a curated record. Lineage: Eukaryota; Metazoa; Chordata; Actinopteri; Cyprinodontiformes; Fundulidae. The coding region runs from base 91 to 1053 and encodes 320 amino acids. Gene Ontology annotation, cellular component: synapse; plasma membrane. The transcript has 12 exons.